Echinops telfairi (small Madagascar hedgehog) is the source of this 288-nucleotide messenger RNA. Its product is annotated as 60S ribosomal protein L39-like. Gene Ontology annotation, biological process: translation. The transcript has 2 exons. Gene Ontology annotation, cellular component: cytosolic large ribosomal subunit; ribosome. Gene Ontology annotation, molecular function: structural constituent of ribosome. Lineage: Eukaryota; Metazoa; Chordata; Mammalia; Afrosoricida; Tenrecidae. Bases 1 to 288 code for a protein of 95 amino acids. The record is from RefSeq and is a predicted model, not a curated record.
AUGUCAUCUCAUAAGACUUUCAGGAUCAAGAGAUUCCUGGCCAAGACCCAGAAGCAGAACCGGCCCAUUCCCCAGUGGAUUCGAAUGAAAACUGGUAAUAAAAUCAGGUACAACUCCAAGAGAAGACACUGGAGAAGAACCAAGCUGGCGUCCUCCACCCGGAAGGCUGCAGUCUUCGAUCUUCGUUAUGAAGGGCUUCAAGUCCUCCUGACUUUCAGCAAGCAGGAUUGUUCCAGUCGCAUACGGAAAGCUCUUACUGACCCUGCCUCCAAUCUUCGUAAAGUCUAG